GUUGUGUGAUUUGAGUGUUGUGUUUGACGUUAGUGAGCUAACAGUAGUGAAAAAUGUUUAAUAAACUGAAAAUUGCCGUUUUUAACGCUGUAAGUGGCACUGGUGAUAUAGAUCAGGGUGCACAGCUAGGAAUUGCAGACAAAGGACCAGAUUUUGAGAAACCGCUUAAAUUCAAAUAUAAGCGCCCCUUUUUUCUAAGUUUUACUUCUGACGAAGAGGUCCAGGUUUCUGCAGAUCAUCAUUCGAGACCCAUCAUAGUACCACGAGACACCUCGCGUUUGCCUUGGCACAGUGGAUAUGCGGAAGCGGUUAAUGCGGGGAAAUCAACGUGGAAUGAAGACCAAGCAUUCCUAGAAAGACGAGAGCUGCGCAGGGCGGGAGAGUCCUCAAAAGCCUUAGGUACAUCAUCUAUUGGAAAUGAGAUGUCCCUGCCCUAUGUAUAUUUCGCGUUAUUUGAUGGCCAUGCAGGGUUUGGAGCAUCAGUAGCUGCAGCAAAUCAGCUACAUCAUCUGUUAUACGGCAGGUUAAUGGAUGUUGUCGAACAGUUAUUACCCAGACUAGAAGAUAUUGUAGAGCCUGGCAAAAGAGGAGGAAUUGCCAUGUGGGUUCCAGAUAAAGAGGCCGACAAGGAGAUGCUAAUAAAGGGAGCUUUGGAAUUGGCUUUCCACGAUAUGGACCAAAUGAUUUUGGAGGAUAAAAAGAAGUACAGAAUGAAAGGUGGAUGCACAGCUUUAGUUGCCCUGUUCAUUCUGGGCAAAUUAUUUGUGGCAAAUGCUGGAGAUUCGAGGGCUGUACUAGCGAAAAAUAGAACAGUCAUUCCAAUGUCACACGAUUUCACGCCAGAGUCGGAAAGGGCACGAGUAAGACACUUGGCUGCCCUGAAACCUGAGCUGUUGGGUAAUGAGUUCACACGUCUAGAUUAUAUUAGACGACCGACAGUACACGAUUUGGGGAAGAAGAUUUUGUAUCGAGACGCAUUCAUGAAUGGAUGGGCAUACAAAAUCGUUACCCGCGAUGAUUUAAAAUACCCUGUUGUUGUCGGGGAAGGGAAACGGAGCCGUGUAUUGGGGACUAUCGGAGUGACCCGUGGUUUUGGUGACCACGAUCUCCGGGCUGUUGUGGCUGAUGUUCCUGUCAAACCAUUCUUGUCAUCACAGCCUGAGAUCGAAGUAUUUGAUAUUGAAGAAGAGGAUAUCACAGAGUGGGAUGUUCUUAUCAUGGGGACAGAUGGGUUGUGGGACGUGACCUCUAACGAAAGUGCUAUUGAAAUCGUGCAGAAAAACUUAACACAUUUUAGAGAAGACCAGCGUGCAAAGUACGGGUACACAUCAGCAGCCCAAGAUUUGAUAAUGCAGUCCAGAGGGAAACAUGUUGGAGACAAUUGGAGAACACACGAAGGUCGAGCUGGGAGCAUCGACGACAUAUCCGUAUUUGUAAUACCUUUACUUCCUUAUAAAAAAGAAUAUACUGAGUGGCAUACUAUGUUCGAUGCGGCCUGGGGUAUCUGUGAGCCUGAUUCCCAGAACACUUUCGGGAAGUUAUCACUUAGGACAUCGCCCAUCCCGUCGCAGAGACGGGAUGUGACUAGAAAUGGUGGAUCAUUAACUGUUCGCCGUUCAGUUAAAUCUCCCUCUGACUCUACAGAGGAGGACGUAUGGGACUUCGAUGAGGAUGCUGAGGAGAUUGUGGUUCCAGUGAGCCCUGAUGAUGGAAGUAAGUCCACAGAACAGUGGCAGGAGUUAACACGCUGUAUGGGCGUUAUAGAUCUUACGGAUCCUGAACUAUCUCCAACCAAAAAAGGGUAUCGAAAGGACUUGUAUGUAAAACCAUCUCCAAAGAAGUUAAGUAACAAAGAUGCCAAUAUUCCUCAUGGUCCUCAGGGAACACAAUCUUACUCAUGUAGUGCGAGAAAGGCAAGCCACACUAGCGAUGAUGUGAGCAAUCCUAGUAGCAGGGAAUCAACUCCAAAGACUGUAUCAUCUGAAAGUGCUAGUGGCCAGGGACUACCAAGCAAGACAGUGCAGAGAAGUCGUGAGAGACGUGACUCACAAACUUUUCCACCUACUUAGAAAAUGAACUUUAAAAGUACCUGAAGUAAGAUUUCCCUAUAAGAAGACUGAUAUUAUAUUAAUAAUUACAAACUGCCUGCACAUGGUAACAGCAGCAGCUGUUCUAUGAUAUUAUUUUUGUUGAAGUCAUUGUUCUGUGUUUUUUUUGUUCUGUUCAUUACUUUAUUAUUGAAUUUUUCUUAUCUUUCAUUUCUUGAUACUGAUUGUUUAUUGAAUUAAUUUUAUUGUUAAUGAAUAAAAUGAUUACUUUUGUGUUGUAAUGUGUGUGUUAUUGUUGAUUUCAGUUUCUCCCUGUGUUAGGUAUGUAACUGUAAAAAAAUUGGUUAUCGAUCGCAAUUUAACAUUUUCAGUUCAAAGUUGGUGUUCUUGAUGGCAGUGAGUGAUGACUAUACUUGGAAGGUUGAAUAGAUUCUGGAGGACAAAUUGGAAUUAAUUGAAACAGCAAAGAGCUUAUGGUGACAUAUUAUUACAGUCCAAUUUGUGGUUUAUUUGGUGUGGAACAGAGAAAAGUCAGGUAACCAAAAUGUAACAUUGACAAUGAAGACAUAUGCCACACAUGUGAUAGAUAGAGACAGCAAAGAUGUAUAUGGGAAGGUGGUUGUAUUUUAGGAUCAAAAUACUUCCAGUUCUGAAGUGAAGCUGAGAAAUUUUUAUGUGUGUGUGAGGGAAGGGGGGAAGGCAAAGAGGAAAGAGAAAGAGAAUGAGAAUGAGAAUAUCUGAAAUUUUAAAACUGGAAAAAAAUUAUGUAAUCCAAGUCUCACAGGAUACAGAUUUCACAGUCUAAUUAUUAAAACUGAAUUCUGCACCAGAACCACUGUGUACAGAAUUUUUCCAUAUAGGCUAUGCCACUGUUGGAACACAAUGGAAGAAAUUCAGUUAAUCCAUGUACCAUUCAAUAAUUUUUUCUCACAGCAUACAGAUUCCUCCUAAAGCAGAACAUGAUAUUCCUCUUAGGUAUGUUUGCUGGUACAUAAAGCUGUAAAACAAUCAAAAAAGUGAAGCUUAAUGUUGUUCCUAAACUUUGAAGGUCUGUCACUUUUCAUUGCCUAUUGUUUAUAUACUAAACAUAGUACUUUUGUUCAGAGGGUUUAGUUUAAAAAAGUACAGCUGAUAAACAGGGUCUAUUAACCAGAGGCUAAAUUGACUAACGUGUCACUGUCAUCCCUGAAGGAAAUUGUUUCAUGAAGUCAAAAAUACCAUAUGAAAGCUCUUUUGUUGCUCAAUACUUGCCAGCAGUGACUCUUUUAUGUACCUUUUGCUAUUGAAUUCAGCCAAUGAUGGGGAAAAUAUCACAACACAUAAAGAUGAUUAAUGUAUAGUAAUGAAGUUUAGGGAAUACAUUUACAUAGGUAGAAUAUUUACAUGAUUAACAUUUCAAAGCCAUAGGUUAAUGUAAGAGCGAAAUAAGCCAUUGCAAGUGUAAAAUACUGUAGUAUUGAACAUACGUAAUUUAUUUGGUUAAUUUAAGGCAAAGUUUAAUAGAGCUAUGUUGAAAUUCUCCCAGUGGCACCAGUCCAGUAGGUAUACUACCAGGAACUUUUAUGUGACGUCAAAAGCUGCAUUUUACUUCAGAUAUAUUUGACUGAUUUUUAGUUAAUGUUAGUUUUGUGCAGGAGAUAAACUGAUAGUGACCUUGACUGCUAAGGAAUUUGCACAGUAUAUAAUUGUUCCCUUUAUGUUUAACCCUUGUUUUUCAUUAAAUUCAUGAAUUAUGAACAUAAGUAUUUUGAAAGCUAGAUUAUAAAUUCUUGAAACUGUAACAUAACAUACGAAGGUGCACGCUCACUCAGUCUUUGGGACACUUUAUAAUAGUACAUACCUUUUUUAGGUGCCCAUUCUGAUGGGCUGAUCUGAUUAAAUUGGAGCCAUGUGCUUCCAGUAUUUUGAACCUGUUGCCAGAAAACCAUUUGUAUUAAUACUGUCCACAGCUGUAACCAUCCCUUCAACUUUACAUUUACAAGUCAUAUCACUUUUUGCAGUAAAAAAGAAAUUUUAUGUUUUAAUAAGAUAGCAAAGUCUGUAUCAUUACAGAGUUUAUAUAUUUUGCGAAUCUGUAAGUAAUUUGUAUGUAGCUGAUUGAGUUUUGGAAGAAUAAAUAACAAGAACCAAAGAGAACGUAGUCCUUUGCCUACCCAGAUAUAAUAUGGAAAAUGCUGUCUACAGUUACAAAAUUGAGUGAUUCAAACAGGAAAUAUGUUCCUUUUCUUUGAUAGCAUUAAAUUUUAUUGAAAAUGAUAUAAUUACAUGUUGAAAAUGUUAUGCAGCUCAAAUAAUUAUGUUAGAACUGCUUAUUGUGUGUUAGUGAAACGUCUUAUAUCUUAAUUUGUGUUUACCUGUUGUAUCAUGUUUCAGUUUCGCUUGUGAUCUGUGGAGCUUAGUUCUGUUGUGAGUGGAGCUCUAAGAUUUUCAGUACGAUUCUGAGGAGGAGAAAAGUGCUAAUGGGAAACUUCUCAAACACAUAUAAAGAUAUAUUUUUAUAGGGAAAAUAAAACACCUGAACUUUUGCAAUUUUGCUAGUAUUGACUGGCAGUUGUGUGCAGUACAAUAGUAAAUUUUAACAGAGAGAGGCAGGCGCACCUGUGAUAAAACAUUCAUUGAAUGUAUUCAGUAUUAACUGCAUUGUGUAUAUUGUGAGGGGUCAAAGACUUUACAAAUGCAGCAAUUAACAAAAUAAAAAACUUGACAAGUAAGUCAUUUUUUACAAGUGUGUGGAAGUAGUUUUCCUGGCAUAUUUGCUGUGCUCUUAUGCAUAUUUAAUUUUAUGUGUGAUAUUGUUUUAAACAAAAAAAUUAUAAUUUGUUGUGCGGUUGUUAGAUAAUGUGUAGAUUGAAUUUGCUGCAAAAGUUCCAUAGCUUGCCACCUCAUAUUUGUUAGGUACUUUAAUCUUAAUUUUUUACUUUAUUAGUAAUUCACAUUGGAGAGAGUUGUGAAUUUUUAUCAUCAUGAUUAUAGAUGUGAUUAUAUUUCUGUUUUAAAUGCUGUUUUAAUUUCUUUAUUCUUUGUAUUGAAAAACUGUGUUGUGGAAUUUAAUGAAACAGUAAGACAGACGCAGGAAAGUUGCCUCACAGUAGUGAAUAUACACUUAAUGUACACUGAUUCUCUUGAGCAAGAAUCAGUGUUGAAUCACUUCAUUUGGUUGUGAUUAUGCAGCAUAUCAGAAAUUGCCAAUUUUUAUAUUGUGUUCUAGUGAAAUAAAUAAAUUUUACAUUUGUUUUGA
Messenger RNA from Schistocerca piceifrons (Central American locust), 5286 nucleotides. Its product is annotated as protein phosphatase 1H. NCBI's taxonomy places the organism in Eukaryota, Metazoa, Arthropoda, Insecta, Orthoptera, Acrididae. The transcript is spliced from 8 exons. The record is from RefSeq and is a predicted model, not a curated record. Gene Ontology annotation, molecular function: cation binding; protein serine/threonine phosphatase activity. The coding region runs from base 54 to 2069 and encodes 671 amino acids. Gene Ontology annotation, biological process: protein dephosphorylation.